AUGCCCAACGGCGACAUCCACGUGCCUAUCGUCUUCUGCGGCUUGAACUGCCCUGUUGCCGUGCAACACCGCCCGGUAUGGCAACGUCCCGGCCUCAAGAUUGUGUCUCCCUACGACUCGGAGGACGCUCGCGGUCUGUUUAAGGCUGUCAUCCACGCCCGAACCCGGCUGUAUGUCUCGUUCUCCGUGUCCAAGGAGGCCCAGGACAAGGACUUUGUGAUUGAGUUUGGCAAGGCCAAGGUCAUGAUGCCGGGCACGAACGUCACCGUAGUUGCCUUCUCCCGCACGGUGGGCGAGGCCCUUAUGCCCUUGUUAAGAGGGAACCGACGCCGAGUGAGCAACCUAGGUUCUAUCCGGCCGUUCGACCGCCAGGCUAUCAUUGACUCUGUGAAGACGACCAACCACAUUGUUUCCAUCGAGAAGGGCUGGGGCCAGAGCGGCAUUGACGUCGAGAUUGUUGGUAUCAUUAUCGAGAUGGAGGCCUUUGACUAUCUGGACAUUUCCCUUGAGCGCAACCUGGGCAAGGUGUACCUCCCGCAGGUUGAGGACGUCGUUGCUGCCGCAAAGCACACCCUGGCGCCCAACCUGUAA
This is a messenger RNA of Phytophthora nicotianae INRA-310, 591 nucleotides long. RefSeq lists its product as hypothetical. Gene Ontology annotation, molecular function: pyruvate dehydrogenase (acetyl-transferring) activity. Gene Ontology annotation, biological process: pyruvate decarboxylation to acetyl-CoA. The transcript is spliced from 4 exons. Bases 1 to 591 code for a protein of 196 amino acids. The record is from RefSeq and is a predicted model, not a curated record. Lineage: Eukaryota; Oomycota; Peronosporomycetes; Peronosporales; Peronosporaceae.